Equus caballus (horse) is the source of this 2179-nucleotide messenger RNA. It is a transcript of the gene MAP6D1, whose product is annotated as MAP6 domain containing 1. Gene Ontology annotation, molecular function: microtubule binding; calmodulin binding. Gene Ontology annotation, cellular component: microtubule; cis-Golgi network; Golgi-associated vesicle. Gene Ontology annotation, biological process: regulation of microtubule cytoskeleton organization; cytoskeleton-dependent intracellular transport; microtubule cytoskeleton organization. Lineage: Eukaryota; Metazoa; Chordata; Mammalia; Perissodactyla; Equidae. The record is from RefSeq and is a predicted model, not a curated record.
CCGGGGCGCGGGGAGCCGAGCGGCGGGCGCCGGGGCCGGCAUGGCGUGGCCCUGCAUCAGCCGCCUCUGCUGCCUGGCGCGCCGCUGGAACCAGCUGGACCGCUCCGACGUGGCAGUGCCGCUGACCCUGCACAGCUACUCGGAACUCGAGAGCGAGGAGCCGGGCCCGGGCGGCGCCUCCUCGCGCAGGGGCCCGUCCCCCGCCGGCGCCCGGAACCCCAGCCGGGACGUGCCGCUCACUCAGUACCAGCGGGACUUCGGCGUGUGGACGGCGCCCGCGGGGCCCAGAGAUGCGCCGCAGGAGCGCGGGCCGGGGCCAGGCGGCCGCAGGGGCAAGCCCCCCGCGCCCUCCGCCCGGGGGGUCUACGUGCUCCCCAUCGGCGACGCGGACGCGGCGGCAGCAGCGACCACGUCGUACAGACAGGAAUUCCAGGCCUGGACUGCAGUGAAGCCAUCGAGAUCCAGAAAGGCGAAACCCGCCACCGUCGUCACAACCCACAGCUCCGGAUGGGAGAGCAGCCCCGGGGCCAGUUUCCAGGUCCCUGAGGCGAGGAAGAAGUUUGCUCCUAACCCCUCAGCCAUCUUUCAGACUUCAGCUCCCCGGAUCCUCAACGUGUGACUGCCCACCAAGAGGAGAGUGCCACGGGGUGGGUCAGAGCCCGCUGCCACCAGGGGACGGGGUGAACUCUCGGACCGGAUGCUCCCCUGCUGUCAGAGGAGGGGAAGGGUCCCUCUUGUCACUGUGGGGCACCAUUCCUCUCCAAGCUGCCGCCAGGGCUGCGGGCCUGGUGCAGAGGCUCAGACGGACACGGCACCGCCCAGCUCCACUCGGGGCCUCAGCCAUCCUCUUCUUCCUCGAGAAGCGUGCAGAAGGCUUCAGAUCUGUUUUUAAUUGAUCUUAAUUUUGGCCAUCCUUCAGUUUUUAAAUCUGAAGAACUUGAGGAUCAAUUCUUUUGUGAACUGAAUUGGUCCAUCGGGGCUGAGGAACAUGGACAUUAACAGGUCCUCGAAAGAACCAGUUAUGUCCACUUUGUUUCCCCAGGUUGUAUAAUUUAUAACCUACGGUAACCCAAGGUGCUGUCCUUGGAUAGUCCUACAAAUGGCCCCACAAGUUCAAGGUGUAGAAAAAAUCUUAGGUGGUCACCCGCAUGGGACUCAUGGUGAUGCUGAGUAACCAGCAAGGAGUUUCCAAAAGAGACAAUAUCAAUCAUAGGGUUUCAAUGUCAAAGACGUAACUUCCUUAUGGCCAAGGUGACCCUUAGAUUUAAUGAAACAUUUCUUGGGAGAGUGUUUGAUGCACUGAAUGAAUGAAUGACUUUGACCUUGUGGUAGCUUUCUGAGCCCAUUUUAUUACUAAUUCUAAUUUUUUCCCUUAACAUAUUGAUGACUAGAAGGGAACUUACCAUACACACUAAGAAUUGGGAGCACUUUUGGGAAGAAGGCAGCAUUAGCCUCGUUUCCUGAAAGACCUCAAAAUGUCAUCUACAGCAACCUCUGCCCUCACGCCUGCCCUACUUUCAUACUCUCAGUCACAGGGAGCUUACUACCUGUUGAGGAAGACAGCUCUCUCCAGACAUUUGUGCUAAAUUCCAGCCAGUGAGGCCACAUGGAACAAGCCUGGUCCCCUGUUUGCACAGCAGUCCUUUAAACAUUUGAAGGAAUUUAUGUUCCUUCUUAGAGACUAGGGGCACAAGCUUCGGAUAGUUUUUGGCAAGGAAACUCAGGAUUUCCCCGUGGGUCUUUAUCCCUCUCCAGCCCACACGGGCUCCAGUCUGGUGAGCACUUACUUAAGCUGCAGGAGGGGGAUCUGGGUUUUGGAGCCGCCUCAGCGUGGAGGCGAGGCCGUGUUUCCAGCUCAGGCUGCAAAGGGGGCCAUCCCCUGAGGUGCUAGCUCCGGCAGGCACAGCCCCUCCCUCACUCCAGCAGAGGAAAUGCUCGGAGAGAAUCAUUUGAAAGGGAAAACCAAAACCAUAUGGUUACACAAAGGUUCUAUUAUUUCAGAUGUCAUUGGUUCGCAUGUUAGAUGUUUUGGAGAGAAAAGAGCCUGCCCACUGGGCAUUCUGUGGGAAGUGCACAGAUUCACUGUACAAUCUCAGAUCUUACUAAAAUGCAGAAAUGCACUGUUUCCAUUUCUUGUCACUUUAUUUCUUUAAAUUAAUUAUAAACAAGCACCUUCUCA